Seriola dumerili (greater amberjack) is the source of this 1558-nucleotide messenger RNA. It is a transcript of the gene dusp29, whose product is annotated as dual specificity phosphatase DUPD1-like. Gene Ontology annotation, molecular function: MAP kinase phosphatase activity; protein tyrosine/serine/threonine phosphatase activity. The record is from RefSeq and is a predicted model, not a curated record. Gene Ontology annotation, cellular component: cytoplasm. NCBI's taxonomy places the organism in Eukaryota, Metazoa, Chordata, Actinopteri, Carangiformes, Carangidae. The transcript has 4 exons. Bases 176 to 793 code for a protein of 205 amino acids. Gene Ontology annotation, biological process: protein dephosphorylation; negative regulation of MAPK cascade.
UACAAUCUGUGCCCUGACUUGAGCCUGCCAGAAUUAAACCUUACCAUGUUCUGCCUUUAAGGACUGCUUCACAACAAGCCGCCACAAUGAUGAAAACAAAGUGUUCGAGUAGGAAAACCAAGGAUUCCGAUCUCUCGCUAAUAAAUCAUGUGUGAAAGGAAGCCACAGUGAGAAAAUGGCUUCUCACAAGUCAAAGACUGGCACCAAGAUAAAUGUUACAAAGGCAGCGGAGGAAUCCAGUCCAGUGGAUGAAUAUGUCACACCUGGGGGCUAUGAGCUGGAGAAAAUCCUCAACCGUGGGAGUGUGGCUUACACUCAUGUCAACGAGGUCUGGCCUAAUGUCUACAUUGGGGACGAGGAGACUGCAAAGGACAAGCACAGUCUGAAGAGGCUGGGGAUUACGCACAUCCUGAAUGCAGCAGAGGGGACGUGGAAUAAUGUGGACACCGGAGCUGGGUACUACAGCGACAUGGACAUCGUCUACUAUGGCGUGGUAGCAGAAGAUGUCGCGACCUUUGACCUCAGCCAGUAUUUCUUCUCUGCUGCCCAGUUUAUAAAAGAAACACUGAGCAAUCCUCAGAAUAAACUGCUGGUGCACUGUGUGAUGGGAAGGAGCCGGUCCGCCACACUCUUCCUCGCGUACCUCAUGAUCUGUGAGAACAUGACGGUGGUGGACGCCAUCGAUCACGUGAAAAAGCGCAGGCGGAUCAUCCCAAACUGGGGCUUCCUGAAACAGCUGAGAGAGCUAGACAUGCACCUCCUGGAGAAAAGAGACUCUACUGAGCAGAGUUGAUUUUAAGACUCAUGGGGCAAGUCGAGCCUCAGGUGAAGCCUCAAGUCAGAGGAUACAAACUCAAGUCAGGUUUCAAGGAAUUGGAGACAAAGUCAAGUCUCAUUCAAAGAGUCAAAAGAAAUUUAAAACAAGUUCAAGUUAAAUCUCAAUUCACUGGAGACAAGUCCAAGUUAGGUCUCAAGUUAUAUCAGAACAGUUCUAGUUAAGUCUGAAGUCAAUCAAGACGAGACCUGGUCACGUCUCGGGGCUACCACAGCAACGCUCAAGUCCAAGUCCAGUUCAAAAGUCAUUAAAGACAAGUUCAAGUUAAAUCUGCAGGUUUUUAAGGUCUGAGUGUUGACCAUGAAAAUAACACAGCAUAUGAACCUUUUCCUUUUGUGUUGUUACCAUGUCUUUUUCAUAUUAACUAAUGAUACCAAGUCAUUUUUAUUAGAGACCUAAUAAUUAAAUAUUCAGUGUGAGUGGUCAUUCAAGGCCUGUCUGCUGGUGUCCCAUUUAUUUUUUUCAACUUUACCAGGUAAAAACCUCAGACGUCAAUGUCUUUGCUUUGAAGUUUUCGUGUCAAGUCCAGUUUUCUGAGGGUGAAAUUUCAAGUAAAUCAAGUGUCAGAGCAGUCGAGUCUGAGUCGAGUUUCCUUUUUUACUCAUGCUUUUUAUUUAAAAAUACUUUUCUGCAGAGAAAACAGCUGCCCGGAUUAUCAAUGCAUUCUCAUUCUGUGACACGCCUCAGGCUAGCAAAUGUUUCAAAUUAAAGGAGAACAAUCAA